Molecule: messenger RNA, 1775 nt
Organism: Bursaphelenchus okinawaensis
Lineage: Eukaryota; Metazoa; Nematoda; Chromadorea; Rhabditida; Aphelenchoididae
Source: the annotation of a GenBank genome assembly
AUGACAUCUACAGUAAGAACGAAAAAGUUUUUCAUCGAUUCAUUGUUGGAGGAGAGACAAAAGAAAUUGGCAGAAGCUAAAGCUCAAGAAGAAUCAGAAGAGCGAGAGAAUUGUGAUGGCAUCUGCAGCGACGAGGGAGGCGAUGACAAGAUGUAAGUUGAAGUUACCCUACCCUACCCUACCCUACCCUACCUUACCCUACUCUACCCUACCCUACCCUACCCUACCCUACCCUACCUUACCCUACCCUACCCUACCCUACCCUACCCUACCCUACCCUACCCUACCCUACCCUACCCUACCCUACCCUACCUUACCGUGUCCUACUGUGUCCUACCCUAUCGUACUAUACCUUAUCCUAUUCUACCCUUCUUUUUCUUAUUUUAACUUACAUACAUGAUCCAAAACCUUAACUUCUUUUCUAUAUUAUAGUAGAUCCUCCCCAUCAACCGAUCAAUCCCAAACCGAGUCUGGCUGUGAAUCGACCAAGAAUUCGGAAACAACGACCAGUGGCAACUGCUCUCCGCGAUUAGAAACCAAUGUCAAUUUUAAUGCCAAUCCUUUUGUUAUGUCAGCGUUAGCACAGAGUAUGGCUUCGUCCAACAAUUUUAUGCAAAUGUUUGCCAAACUAUGUCAGAAUGGAAACAAUAACCAUAUUGUGAGUUUAAAUUUUCAAAUUUAAUUUUUUAUUUAAUUUUAAAAAAUUUAAAAAAGUUUUUUUUUAAAUUUAAACACCUUAAUUAUGUACUAUGUUAUCUAUAAUAGUACAAUAUAUCGGUCUGAAACACUAAGCCAAUAAUUGCCGUGGUUUCAGGCUAAUCCCCAGGCCUUGGCCCAGUCCGUGGAAUGUUUUAAUCGCCUCCAGGCUUUAAGUGCACAGCCAGCCGGUUGGACCAAAAGUGACGAUGUGGCCAAACAGAAUACGGCACGAGUCUUCCAAACCCUAACACAACAUCCGGCUUUCCGCGGAAUGCUCUUGCCCAAGAUUCAGAAGACGCUUCAGAACGGGGGUGAGUAGAUGGUUACUGUAACUAUUGGUUGAGACAUUAUAGGGGUACUGUAACUUUUUAUUGGUAGAACUUUUAAGGUUACUGUAACUUUUUUAUACAAAGUAAGGAGAAGUUUAAAGUUACUGUAAGUAAAUUUUAUACAAAAGAGUUUCAAAAUUACUGUAACUUUUUAGUAAACUAAACUUUAGGAUUACUGUAACUUUUUACAAACAAUUUUCAUAAUUUCAAAUUUUAGGUAACAUUCAAACCGCCCUAGCCAGUCUAGCCGACGAGCUUCGACAAAAAGCAACCCAAGCAUCAACGCCAGCCACCCAAACAUCUACAGUAUCCAAAUUUCAAGAUUCGUAUCGACGAGUAGGUCGAGAUGGUCGACCAGCACCUCGCAGCUCAAAUGUCAAGAAGUAUCGAUGUGACGUUUGUGAAAAGACCUUUUCGAGAAGCAACACCUUGAUCACUCACAAGCGGAUUCACACUGGGGAGAAGCCGUUCCAAUGUGAACAUUGUGGCCGUGCCUUCAGACAGCCAGGGAACCUAACACGUCAUAGGCUUACACAUACCACGGUAAAACCGUUCGUAUGUUCGGAAUGUUCGAAAGCCUUUAAUAGGGCAUCGAAUUUGCAUACUCAUAUGAGGACCCAUGUUCAGACUGGCAAUUCGUGGAGCUCACAUCAAUGUCAGAAGUGUGCCAAGUCUUUCGCUCUGAAGACGGAACUCUUGACACAUGUUUGUGAGAUUCAACCCAACCUUGACGAUCUUGACGAGUAG